AUGUUCGUCUUUCAGCAAAAGGACCUUCCUAAGGAACCCGUCUUCCCGGCGGACCUUGAGAAACUGGGGUACUUCAUCAACGACCAGGAUCAAAUCAGAAAGAUCGCCGAUCCCGCAGAGGAGUUUCAGUUCAAGAUCAAUAAGAACCCUCGCUGGAAUGAGUUGCAGCGUGAGGCGAUGAACGCAUGCAUCCGCAACAUUGUCUCCGUCCGCCUCCGCAACCUAGGCCUCGUCACUCUACGUCUCCCUCUGACCUCCAAGUCCACGGAGCCCUAUGUCCCCAUCCUGGUCUCCAAGAACCUCUCCACCGCAUCCCGCGUCAUCGUCGUCUUUGGAGAGCCCAUCCAAGACCUCGGCAUCUGGGCCUAUCGCACCGUCGGCACGGAGAGUAUCGAUGCCGGCUCCGCCAUCGCCUUCACCCGGGCUGUUCUGAGCAAGAACGACAAAGCCAGCAGCUCUGAGAAGACGGCUCUCGUCCUAGCGAAUACCGGCCAGCUGACAUGGCACUGCGGCACCCGGCAACCCAUGACUCUGACCUCCUGGAUGAACAUGCCCCGGAAGUCGGCUGUCGAUCCGGCUCUCGUCAUGACGCGCAGGAACAAUAUCCCGGGGAACGAAUACUGGCAGAACCAUGUGGAUUAUGUCUUUGAGAAAAUACUGGCUGCGAGGGGUCGGCUGGUCAAGAAGGAUGCUAAGAUUGGUGUGAUUGGUUUGGCGGAUGGGGGAUUGGGUGCUAUUCGGUAUUUGGCUGGUCAUUGGGAAUCAUGGCGUCCGUACAUCUCAGCCAUCUGCCUCGGCAAUCCUCUUCAGCUAACUAGUGUCGACCUCGGAGACAACAGGGAUGACCCUUCGUCGUUUGCCUCCUUCGUUUCGUCUCGUUGCCGCAGCUAUGUCCUGUCUGAGGCGCCCAUGGGCAUGCCAGUCACCUCGCCCCUCGAUCACGGGUGCAACUGCUAUUCGGCUGGCGAGGCGCUGAAUCUCGAGUGCAUCAUGCCCAGGGCAAGGGCUCAUAUGCUUCACUGGCUGGAGGAGACUUUUGCGAAUCCGGAGCUCUUUGAGGCGAAGCUAGAGAUCACGGAAGUGAAUUCGGAUAGCGUUGCGGAAGAUAGUGUGGCGAGGGCUGCGGAGGGUGCAGAUAGAGUCUUUCAAGUGGAUGAAGAAGGAACUACGGAACUGGAUUCAGACAGGGUGGUAGAGGUAGAGGCAGGAAGAAUGACGGAGCUGAGCUCGGACAAGGUUGAGGAGGUAGAUGAAGAAAGAAUCCAGGAAGUGGACUCUGACAAGGUUGAGGAAGGAAAUGCAGGAAAUACCACCGAAGUCCACGACGAGGAGAGUGAGAAUUGACUGGCAUGGACUACCGAUCUCUGCUCACGAAUAUUGCAGGAUCUCGGGAUGGACUGGGAGUCAAUCGUUUGUCAUCUGCUAAUUCUUGCUUUUGCGAAUCAUAUGGCUUCAGUAUCAGGG
Aspergillus heteromorphus CBS 117.55 is the source of this 1464-nucleotide messenger RNA. RefSeq lists its product as uncharacterized. The record is from RefSeq and is a predicted model, not a curated record. Gene Ontology annotation, biological process: regulatory ncRNA-mediated heterochromatin formation. The transcript has 4 exons. Gene Ontology annotation, molecular function: siRNA binding. Gene Ontology annotation, cellular component: nucleus. NCBI's taxonomy places the organism in Eukaryota, Fungi, Ascomycota, Eurotiomycetes, Eurotiales, Aspergillaceae. Bases 1 to 1344 code for a protein of 447 amino acids.